This is a messenger RNA of Pyrenophora tritici-repentis Pt-1C-BFP, 1959 nucleotides long. NCBI's taxonomy places the organism in Eukaryota, Fungi, Ascomycota, Dothideomycetes, Pleosporales, Pleosporaceae. The record is from RefSeq and is a predicted model, not a curated record.
AUGGCUUCCUCGGCUCGUUUAAACCGCCUGAGAAGGCUCAUAGAGCCAGACCUUAAUGUUCUGCCUGACCGCCCAGCUUCCUCAGACCCCGUCCCUGACUCUGACGAUGACGGCCGUGUGCUUCUUGAGCCUACGGCCUCACAUGCGCCGGAAAGCAAACCGACUGCACCCAGUAAGGCUGACAUGACUACCAAGGCACCUGCUGCAAACACAGACCGCCGUUUCAUUUGGGUAAAGGACGCAGAGAGCUCCUUCAACCCAAACCUGGAUUCAAUGCGACUGACGACCGCUCCCUCUCCUCCUUCUGGCGCUACCAAGCUUCCUGCGAUUGAUCUCCAAUGUGGUGACCUUGCUUCUGCUCGCAAUCACUACACACCAAUCCAGGCAUUGGCCAAGUAUCCCUACAAAUACUGUAACAAGAUUCAUAUGCAAGAUAUUGCCUCUGCUUUCUUCGACCAAGGAAAAUUUUGGGAACGAGAGUGGGAUCUAUACUACGUGUGGGACCUUGAAGCCACCAAGCCCCUCAUUCUCGUGCGCGAGACUCAAGUACAGGCUCUACUCGCGGAAAUCAACAAGCACCUCAAGCUCGGUCUUUCGAUCACUGAUCAACAGCGAGAGGAAGGUUUGGUGUUACGCUACCCUGACCAUCCACGCUGCUUACCUCGAUACCUCGGACGAGCAUACUCACGAGAAGACGUCGACACCAUGGCCCGCAACGCCCCCGGUGAUAACCAUCGUGCUGCGGGAGAAGCCUCCCACCCGCCUCUCAAGGAGGGUACUGUAGAAGAGUUCAGAAACAUGUUGGAAAAAGCUGCAGAAGCGCAAAAGGCAAAGUCAAAGGCGCACAAGGCAAAGAAGCAGCAAGAUCGCUUGGUCAAGAACAAGACGAUGGUGGACCAGUUCAAGCGCGCGCAGAGGUAUCUCGGUCUCCGCGCAACCCUCCAGGACGGCGUCAUGCAUGACUUGGCUCCGGCCGUCGAUCCUCUCAUGCCAACUCCAUUUGCCUUUGACCAAUCGGUCGUCUUUGUCUGCAUCGAUGUCGAGUCUUUUGAGAGAGAUCACAACAAGAUAACCGAGGUUGGCGUUGCUACGCUGGACACGCAAGACUUGGUCGGCGUUGCGCCUGAUGUAGAUGGUGAAGCUUGGAGGGACCUGAUCCAGGCCCGUCACUUUCGCAUCAAAGAAUACCGACAUCUGAUCAACCGUGACUUCGUCAAUGGAUGCCCAGACUCCUUCAGGUUCGGCCAAUCGACGGUGAUACCCCUCGGAGAAGCGCGCGAUCACGUUGCCCGCUGCUUUCGUCCACCCUUUGGGGCCCAGGAUGUAGAUGCAGACGAGUCUAUGGAGUCCACAGAGCCGCGUAGGAUCAUCUUCCUUGGCCAUGACACCAUGAGCGACAUUGAUUAUCUGAAGAAGCUCCAGUUCGACCCGAGCAAGGAGAACAUUGUCGAGCUCAUGGAUACUGCAACCAUGUACCGAGUUUGGCACAGAGAUCAACAAUCUACAGGCCUAGGCAAGAUCCUGGCUGACCUUGAUAUCGCCGGCUGGAAUCUUCACAAUGCUGGCAACGAUGCUGUAUACACAGUGCAAGCCAUGCUUGCAGUUUGCGUCCGUGAGGCCGCCAUGCGUGGUACUCAAUUGGAUGAACUACGAGAGAAGGAACGCGCCACCAGACUCAAUUCUGCCCUUGAAGAAGCUGAGCAGAAAGCCCAAUGCGAUGCCGAGGGUUGGAGCGACCACGAGGCCGAUGGGGACGGCGGCGGGCCGGUGCCGCUUGCUAUGACUACCGUCGUCGCUCUGAGCAGCGAGCUCGCCGUGGCUCCGCGCAAGCUCGGGGAGAAGGCCGUGGCCGAUCUCGUGGACGUAGUUCCGGUCGCGGUCGCGGUCGCGGCCAGUCAGACUCGUCUCUGGCUGGAGCCGUUCAGGAUCACUGGUGAGCGACUGCUAGAACGGCAUUAA